GAGGGGAGCUGUGUGCAGCGCUCCUCAUCAGUCGGCAGAGGAUUUAUCUGAGGGACAUUUGGAUGCAGGAAAAUAAAUAAAAACAAGAACCAAAGACCCAAAAAGGACCGACACCAUACAAGAGCAGCGAUGCGAUUGGUCAGCGUGGCCGGGGGACGGCUCCGCAGGGCGGCGGAGGAGGAGGGGGAGAGGGAGAGGGAACCUCCACCACCACCGUCGCACCACUCCAACCACCAGUUCUCCAGCAUGAAGAACAAGUUCUUCAAUGAGCUCACACACCUGCCGAAUCAUAAACUCAAGAUGCCCAUGUGGGCGGUGGGAGCCAUCGUGGUCGUGGUCCUCGCCCUCGUGGCCUGCAUGGGAUUCUGCAUCUACAAGAAGUGCUUCAACAAAGGCAAGAAGCCGAAGAAGGCCCGUGAGAGAAAGGCAGGACGAGGACGCAGGAAGAAGGACAAGGAAGGAGAGGAAGGAGAUGAAAAGAAGGAGGGAGAAGAAGGGAAGGAGGAGGAGGAGAAGGAGAACUUUGGAAAACUGGAGUUCACACUGGACUACAACUUUACUGAUAACCAGCUGAUAGUCGGCAUCCUUCAGGCUCAGGACCUGGCAGCCAUGGACAUGGGAGGGACCUCAGAUCCUUACGUCAAAGUCUACAUGCUGCCGGACAAGAAGAAGAAGUUUGAGACCAAAGUCCAGCGCAAGAACCUCUGUCCCGUCUUCAAUGAGACCUUCACCUUUAAGAUCCCCUACAAUGAGCUGGGCGGUCAGACUCUGGUGCUGCAGGUGUUUGACUUUGAUCGAUUUGGUAAACAUGAUGUCAUCGGCGAGAUCAAGAUCCCCAUGAACAGUAUAGACCUCGGACAGCCGUUACAUGAAUGGAGGGAUCUGGUUGGAGGAGAGAAAGAGGAGCAAGAGAAGCUCGGUGACAUCUGCAUUUCCCUUCGUUAUGUCCCCACGGCUGGUAAGCUAACGGUUAACAUCAUGGAGGCUAAGAACCUGAAGAAGAUGGACGUCGGAGGACUGUCAGAUCCCUUUGUAAAGGUGGUGCUGCAGCACAACGGGAAGCGACUGAAGAAGAAGAAGACGUCGGUCAAACAGAACACUCUGAAUCCGUACUUCAAUGAGAGCUUCAGCUUCGAGAUCCCCUUCUCUCAGAUCCAGAAAGUCCAGGUGCUGAUCACUGUGUACGACUACGACAAGCUGGGCAGCAACGACCCCAUCGGCAAGUGCUGGAUUGGCUACGGCGCCUCAGGCGUCGGGCUGCGCCACUGGUCAGACAUGUUGGCCAAUCCCAGGCGUCCGGUGGCCCAGUGGCACACGCUGCUGCCAGAGGAGGAGGUGGACGCUGCUCUGAAGGCCCCCAUCCGCUAAACACACUCACACGUACACAGCACACCAUCAUCUGCAUAGAAGGGGUAUCGUUCAUCUGAAACCAAACAGCUGUUGGUUUAAUGAAAUGACCUCUAACUUUUAUUUAUAUGUAUCUACAUAACUUUCUGUAUUUUAUUUGGGGGUCUAUUUAUAUUAUUGCAUGUGUGCUUUUCUGUUGUUUAAAACUGCAGUGUGGAACUUUUGUCUCCCCCCUCUGGCGGUGAGGGUUAUUACACAAAUAUUGUCACUGUGUGCUUAUAAUCUAUCCCUGCAGGAUCGCUCACUUCACAGCUUUAUUGCGUUCAAUCCUUCCUUAAAAGUUUAAUUUUUUAUCUGGAACAUCCACUCCUGAAACUUUUCUUGGAUGCCUCUGAGCAUUUCCUGCCGUGCGUCUACGUCUUUCCGGCAAUUCAAAAGCUAACACUGGCAAUAAUAAUCAGGCCCUGAUCACACAGUUAGUGUUCUGCAGGUUGCAAGGCGCACUCCACUGCCUGCCUUUUUUUUUUUGAUGCCACUAUUAAAAACCACUUGCUGCGUCUUUUUGUUGCCAAGCAACCACCCCAUCACCACCUUACAGUAACCUUCCUUUGUAAUCAGUCUACUGUUUAUUUGUUGUAUUUAUCCUUCAGUGAGCAUUGUGCGUACUCCUGCGGCCAGGUCUUUGAUGUAAUGGAUGUUCAUCGAUAUACAAAAGUUCCGCACUCCAGCUUUAAAUUCAUUUAUGACUUUCUAAACAAAUAAAUCACCUUUAAAUACAUUAAAGAUAUACUCCAGCGAAUCAGUGUUGCAGUUACAUAAAGUUUUAUAACUUUGUGUAAAUACAACACUUACAUAUUUUUUUUAAAAGGAGGGGGGUGUAAAAACCUCCUCCACAUUCACAGGAGACAUUAUUAACUGUUUUCAUGGGCUGAGUCAGUCGAUCUCCUCCUGAGGAGUAAACUUAACUUGAGUGCUCCUUUAAUAUGUAUUUCACUGACCACCUUUAUCUUGCAGACAAGGUGGUCAUCUCCCUCUCAUGUAAUCAGUGUCCUGACUGUCUCAAGGUUAAAAAGAUCUUUUUCUCCAGCACAGAUCAACUGUCGUGUUUUCACAGUAAUUUUGAUACUGUUGUAUAAAAAGUAUAAAAUCUAUUCUUCGUGUUGGAGUAACUUGAACCUGCUGCUGCAGAGCUGCAGUGUGUCUUUGUCUGUAUGUUUUUUUCUUUAUGUUUCCUCUUGUCAAACCCGAUCACUCUCUUUUUCUUCCAAACAAUUUAAACUUGAUUUUCCUGUGAAAUGA
This is a messenger RNA of Epinephelus lanceolatus (giant grouper), 2646 nucleotides long. RefSeq names its product synaptotagmin Va (gene syt5a). Gene Ontology annotation, biological process: calcium ion-regulated exocytosis of neurotransmitter; synaptic vesicle endocytosis. Gene Ontology annotation, cellular component: dense core granule; synaptic vesicle membrane; exocytic vesicle. Gene Ontology annotation, molecular function: calcium-dependent phospholipid binding; SNARE binding; phosphatidylserine binding. Lineage: Eukaryota; Metazoa; Chordata; Actinopteri; Perciformes; Serranidae. The record is from RefSeq and is a predicted model, not a curated record.